Messenger RNA from Vitis vinifera (wine grape), 1870 nucleotides. RefSeq names its product high affinity nitrate transporter 2.4. The transcript is spliced from 3 exons. Bases 142 to 1737 code for a protein of 531 amino acids. Gene Ontology annotation, cellular component: plant-type vacuole membrane; plasma membrane. Lineage: Eukaryota; Viridiplantae; Streptophyta; Magnoliopsida; Vitales; Vitaceae. The record is from RefSeq and is a predicted model, not a curated record. Gene Ontology annotation, biological process: nitrate transmembrane transport; cellular response to nitrate. Gene Ontology annotation, molecular function: nitrate transmembrane transporter activity.
UGCUGCUUCAAUUUCCACCAUUGUUGGAAUCUCCAGUGGGGUUUUAAAAUUUCCGAGGCCUUCUCAAUACAAGCACCAACCCACCACAGCUUCCCUCGCCCUUGUCUUUCAUACAAGCUCAAGAGCUUUGAGCUUUGACCUAUGGCUGACAUACAAGGCUCCCCAGGAAGCUCCAUGCAUGGGGUUACUGGCAGAGAGCAAACCUUUGCCUUCUCAGUGGCUUCUCCAGCUAUCCCAACUGAUACUACUGCGAAAUUUGCCUUACCUGUUGAUUCUGAGCACAAAGCCAAGGUCUUCAAGGUCUUCUCCUUUGCCAAGCCGCACAUGAGAACUUUCCAUCUCUCUUGGGUCUCCUUCUUUACCUGCUUCGUCUCCACUUUUGCUGCUGCUCCACUGGUCCCUGUCAUCCGAGAUAACCUGAAUCUCAGAAAGAGUGACAUUGGAAAUGCUGGCAUAGCUUCAGUUUCCGGGAGUAUAUUUUCCAGGCUUGUCAUGGGCGCCGUGUGUGACCUAUUAGGCCCCAGAUACGGCUGCGCUUUUCUUAUGAUGCUAUCUGCCCCGGCUGUGUUCUGCAUGUCCUUCGUUUCAUCCGCCGAGGGGUAUAUAGCUGUCCGGUUUAUGAUCGGAUUCUCUCUUGCCACAUUUGUGUCUUGCCAGUACUGGAUGAGCACCAUGUUUAACAGCCAGAUCAUUGGGCUGGUUAAUGGCACUGCUGCUGGGUGGGGUAACAUGGGUGGUGGUGCUACUCAGCUCCUGAUGCCGGUGAUUUUUGAGAUUAUCUGUCGAGUUGGGGUGACCCCAUUUAUGGCAUGGCGGGUUGCCUUCUUCAUCCCUGGAUGCCUGCAUGUGAUUAUGGGGAUAUUGGUGUUGAGCUUGGGCCAAGAUUUGCCUGAUGGAAACCUUGGUACCCUGCAGAAGAAAGGUGAUGUUUCCAAAGAUAAAUUCUCUAAGGUUCUCUGGUAUGCCAUCACAAAUUACAGAACAUGGAUCUUCGUUCUUCUAUAUGGCUUCUCACUGGGUGUAGAAUUAACCGCCGAUAAUGUGAUCGCCGAGUACUUCUACGACAGGUUUGAUCUCAAGCUUCACACAGCCGGAACCAUAGCGGCCACGUUUGGGAUGGCGAACAUAGUGGCUCGACCCAUGGGCGGGCUCAUGUCAGAUCUAGCUGCCCGUCGUUUCGGCAUGAGGGGCCGCCUAUGGAACCUAUGGAUCCUCCAAACUCUCGGAGGAGUCUUCUGUAUAUGCCUGGGCCGAGCUAACUCACUCCCCAUCUCCAUCUCCUCCAUGAUCCUCUUCUCCAUUGGCGCUCAAGCCGCAUGUGGCGCCACCUUUGGAAUCAUUCCAUUCAUCUCUCGCCGCUCACUCGGCAUUAUAUCCGGCCUGACCGGUGCAGGUGGGAACUUCGGAUCCGGGUUGACCCAGUGGCUGUUUUUCACAAGCUCAAAAUACUCCACUGCAACUGGAAUCUCAUUGAUGGGGAUCAUGAUCGUGGCGUGCACACUCCCGGUGGCGCUUGUCCAUUUUCCGCAGUGGGGAAGCAUGUUGCUACCGCCCUCCAAAGAUGCAGUGAGGAGCUGUGAAGAGUACUAUUAUGGAUCCGAGUGGAACGAAGCCGAGAAGCAGAAGGGGUUGCACCAAGGAAGCCUCAAGUUUGCCGAGAACAGCAAGUCGGAGAGGGGCCGCCGUGUUGUCUCUGCACCAACCCCACCCACAGCUACACCGCCGGCGAGCGUGUAGCGUAGAAUUUGGGCAUUUGAAUUCCGGGCUUGUCGUAUUUAUUAGCCACUUCUGGGCCUUUCAAAUGGCCGAUGGACCCAAGACUUUGGUCCAACAUUAGCCAUCUGUAUUGCACCAAUUAAAUCUAGGUAUG